UAGAACUUUAUUUCUCUAAAGGUUUUAUCCACAUGGCAAGUUCAAGUGAUGAAAGCGCACACUCUACACAUGUCAUGGAUAAUCCAAGUCCGGAAUUUCCUGACAUAAUUUUAACAGAGCCUGGACCUGUGAGUCCUUCUAUGUCCUUGGGAGAUGAAACCCAAAUACUAUUUUCACAGGACUUGACCCAAACACUGACUAUUGAGCCACCUCCAUCUCAACAGUCUACACAGAGAAAGAGGUCAAACAAAGACCCUAUCCCUGCCAAGGUGGCCAGCAAGAAAAAAACAAAAGAAAGAAAUGACAAUUUUCCUAUUGACCCUACGGACUUUGCCACAGAGGAUGUAAUCCAGUAUGUCCAAGAGAGGCCUUCUCUGUGGGACAAAUCCCACAGGAAACACCAUGACAACACCUGUACAAGGAGAAAGUGGGAGGAAAUUUAUGUAAAAUUAUUUCCAGAUUUUGCUUCCUAUUCAGAAAAAUUGCAGGAUACCAUUGCAGAACUGGUCGAGAAGAGAUGGCGUUCUGUCCGGGACAGCUUCUUUAAAUGGGUCAGAGAAUCAAAUCUACCUAGUGGAUCGGGAGCAAAAAAGACCACCUACAAACAUGCCAAGAGAUUGUCUUUUUUGACAAAGGUCCAGGAAUUGAGGGCAACAUCUACAAAUACGGGUUGCUUGCCUACCCCUGCUGAACCAACAGCUCAACCUGAGGCCAUUCUGGAUGAAGAGAACCCUCAACCUGCGCAGGGUGGAUCUCAACAUCAACCACCUACAGUCACCAGUAGUCUUCGCUCCUCCAUCCGCCAUUCAUCCAAAAAAGGAAGGGACAAUCCAAUGUCCCAAUGCAUGCUGGAUGGCAUUGAUAAAUUGGAGAACAUUUGCACAUCCAAAUUUUUACAUUUGGAUGUGCGUGUUCUUCGAUUAGAAGGCAUGAUUGGAGGCCCCCCCCCCCAAGCCCCUCAAGGGAUUUCUUAAUGACCCUAAUACCCUAUAUGGAGAGGAUGAGUGAGGAGCAGCAGGCUGUUUAUAAACAGCAGCUUAUCAAAUUUACACAUGAAUUCCUUAACCCCCCACCCACCCAAGCACCUAUGUAUCCACCUGCAUCACCCUCCUUUCCACAGCAACCCAGAAGUCGGCCAUAUAGCUCAUAUGUCCGACCUUACAAUGAAACCUUUGAGACAGAGGAAGGGCAAACAUACCGUAGAAUUUAAGGGUUUCACUCCAAAAAGUUUCUUUUGUUUCAUUUUUAUGCCCUAUACUACAUCUUUCAGUCCGCAACUUACUAUCCACCCCUUGAGUGUGCUUGCUGCAGGUUUGUUAUUUGCGAACAUGUAGACAGAACAUAUUAACGUCAUUGUGCUACAUUCAGGUCACAUUACGGUCUGCCACCUCAAUGCAAGAAUUCCUUGAGGGUGUGUGUGAACUUUGACCCUUACAUACCUUUGCCUUGAGGUGGCCGAAUGUAACGUGACGCGAAUGUGGAUCUGUGAUGUCAAUAUGGUCUGUCCCAGGUUCCAAUAAAUUAAACCAGAAGCAACCAUACUCAGGGGGCCGAUUUUAGGAUGGAUCGUGCCGUGCCGACUGAAAGAUCUAGUUGGUUAACAUUAUAGGGACACCCACAUUGGGAUUAGUUCUGAGUCCCAAAUCCUUAAUUUUCAAUUAUUCUUUGGAGAAUAAAUAUUGUUAUUUAAUAUUUUUUUUUUUUUUUAAAUGUUGUAUUUGUUAAUUUAUGAGAAGAGCCGUUUGCUACUUUUAUAACCAAAAAAAUAUUGCAUUCAAAGUUUUACAGUGUGGUGUUUAGUUGCGAACAUGUAGACAGAACAUAUUAACGUCAUUGUGCUACAUUCAGGUCACAUUACGGUCUGCCACCUCAAUGCAAGAAUUCCUUGAGGGUGUGUGUGAACUUUGACCCUUACAUACCUUUGCCUUGAGGUGGCCGAAUGUAACGUGACGCGAAUGUGGAUCUGUGAUGUCAAUAUGGUCUGUCCCAGGUUCCAAUAAAUUAAACCAGAAGCAACCAUACUCAGGGGGCCGAUUUUAGGAUGGAUCGUGCCGUGCCGACUGAAAGAUCUAGUUGGUUAACAUUAUAGGGAGACCCACAUUGGGAUUAGUUCUGAGUCCCAAAUCCUUAAUUUUCAAUUAUUCUUUGGAGAAUAAAUAUUGUUAUUUAACAUUUAUAUAUUUUUGGAAAUGUUGUAUUUGUUAAUUUAUGAAAAGAGCCGUUUGCUACUUUUAUAAAA
Rana temporaria (common frog) is the source of this 2239-nucleotide messenger RNA. RefSeq lists its product as uncharacterized. The transcript has 7 exons. Gene Ontology annotation, cellular component: transcription regulator complex; nucleus. Bases 33 to 974 code for a protein of 313 amino acids. NCBI's taxonomy places the organism in Eukaryota, Metazoa, Chordata, Amphibia, Anura, Ranidae. Gene Ontology annotation, biological process: regulation of transcription by RNA polymerase II. The record is from RefSeq and is a predicted model, not a curated record.